This is a messenger RNA of Salvelinus namaycush (lake trout), 2046 nucleotides long. RefSeq names its product T-cell ecto-ADP-ribosyltransferase 1-like. The record is from RefSeq and is a predicted model, not a curated record. Gene Ontology annotation, molecular function: NAD+-protein-arginine ADP-ribosyltransferase activity; NAD+ poly-ADP-ribosyltransferase activity. The transcript has 4 exons. The coding region runs from base 238 to 1134 and encodes 298 amino acids. NCBI's taxonomy places the organism in Eukaryota, Metazoa, Chordata, Actinopteri, Salmoniformes, Salmonidae.
UGAAGAAAGAGGAGACAACCAACUUACUAGUUACAGCAUCAGCGCGCCUCUGGAAAGUCAGCUUGUCAAUUACAGCAGCAAUUCCCCUGAACGAUAACGAAGAGGUAACUUUAGGUGAGAAGCCUGACCACGGAGACCGGGGUGAGAAGGUGAUGAAGCGUACUUCAUGAGCUGUAACCGAAAAACGACUGGCUUUUGGAAAGUUUGAGAACACACAAGGCAGCCAUUGCUGGGAAAAUGCAGGGCCAGAGAGAGAAGACAUUCAUAUUGAUCCUCGUUGCUGCGCUCUCUCACAGGGUGACUCAGGCAAAGGUAAUGGACAUGGUUCCUAAUGCCGUGGAUGACCAGUACACUCACUGUCGGGAGCAGAUGUUGAAGAAGGUUGUGGAAGGGGGUCUGCUGGAAGAAGAACUGAAAGGCAGUAUAGAGUAUAGUUCUGCCUGGCAGGCAAAGCAGUGUACAAAAUUGAUCCCGGGAGGUGUAAAGCAACACACAGAUGCAUUGGUGGCUUAUGGACAUGGGGGAAAUGUGUUCAGAAAGAUUUUCAACCAAGCAGUGGAGACUCAGGGUGGGAAUGUCACUGUCUAUAACGGCAACUUCCGGUUCAAAUCCCUCCACUUCCUUCUAAUGGAUGCCAUGAGGCUUUUGAAGACAGAGAACUGCCAAACUGUGUUUCGUGGCCCAAGCAAAGAGUAUGAGGCACAAAUAGGGUCAGAAGUGCGAUUUGGGAGGUUUACCACAACCAAGGCCAAACGUUCCGACGCGGAGGAAGCUGCUUCAGACAGUGGGAUCCUUUUCAACAUUAUUUCCUGCACUGUAGUCAACAUUGAUGAGUACACUUGCUUUUCAGACAGCAUUGAUCAGCUGAUAUCCCCAGCAGAGGUGUUUAGGGUGGCAGAGGUAAACAAUGUAAGAAAUAAAGAUCACGAGUACAGAGAGAUCGUUUUGACAAGUUCAAGGACUCACAGCAUUGACAGCAUCCACGACUGUUACCUCUUCCCCAGAUCUACAAGUACGAAUCUUCCAUCAAUCAUCCCCAAAGGCUCCUCUACUCAAUGGCUUGGCAGUAGCCUGUCUGUUCUUGUGGUUGUAUCUCUCUCUAUCUCCCUGAUCACCAGGACUGAUCAUCUCUGAUAAACUAAAGUGUUGAAUGAUAAUAGAUGCGGUAAAGAAGUCAAUGGAACGCAGACCGUGGGGGAUAGAAGGACGCACAUUCAACCAAUCUGAUCUAACAAAAUAGAUAUUUGUCAAAUUAUCAUUUUUUAUGUAUUGUAACAUGCCUUCAAUGUGCUUACUAAAGUUUGAUUUGGAUCUGUCUGUUUUCACGGCAUAACAUUUAGAAAUAGUCCCUUUCAGGUUUAGUAGAAGUGACUGCUAAAGGCUAACUCCCAUUCGUAUAGACCGGUAGCAUAGCUAGCAUAGAGAAAUCGAUGGUGGUAGUAAGUCGUUUUUUAACUGUAAUGCAGUUUCUUGGUGAUGAUGACAUCAACAUGUAUUCGGGUUGACAUCCAUACCAGCAUUAUUCUCAGAUUUUUACCUCAACAUAGUGUGAAACACACAAACAAUAGCCUAAAUGUAGGCUAAUUUUGCUGGUGGCCAUUGAGGAGAUUCUGAAUCUUUUCCCCACGACAUCUUUUCCCCCAUGCGUUUCCAUGGCAUUUUCAUUGUUUUGGUUGAGUUCCAAUGACUUCUUCACUGCAUCUAUUGAAAAGGACAAACACACACACACAGACACACACACUUGCAUGUAUGUAAUAUCAGUGCACACAGACACAGAUAUUCAUCAAAUGUGACAAAGCGCCAACCUGUCAAACCCCUCUUAGCAUAAUGAUAUUCUCUUGAAAAAUGUAUUUCUUUGCAUUUUAUUGUUUUUGGGAAAAAAAAUAUCAUGGUGAAUAGAUAAUAUUAGAAAAUACGUUUUAAACAUUGUGGUAUGCAUUUAGCACAUAUUGGUAUCACAACAAUUGACUGUGGGUGGUGUCCAGUUUUCAUAGAUGUAAUUUAAUUUUCCUCUUGUUUUGUUAUCGAAUAAAGAAACAAGUUGAG